Messenger RNA from Aspergillus pseudotamarii, 1186 nucleotides. RefSeq names its product putative zinc knuckle transcription factor (CnjB). The transcript is spliced from 5 exons. The record is from RefSeq and is a predicted model, not a curated record. Lineage: Eukaryota; Fungi; Ascomycota; Eurotiomycetes; Eurotiales; Aspergillaceae. Gene Ontology annotation, molecular function: zinc ion binding; nucleic acid binding. Bases 305 to 979 code for a protein of 224 amino acids.
CUACUUUUAUCGUUUCUGAGUGCUAAUUGCACGUUUGAAAACAGGAAAAGCCCGUUGGUGACUGUAUCAGUGUGAUCAAUCUUCAAGGCAAGCUGGACUGCAAGUAUGUCGUUGGGUUUUACUACAGUCCGAAGCCCCAGCGUGCCAAUCUCAAAGAGCGUUGGCCUGGGUCUAUUGAAGAGAACCUUGAGCGUUUGGAAGAUGCCGGUAUCCCUUAUGAUCGAGAAAUCCCAAAGUGCUCAAACUGUGGAGGUAAUUCAUACUCUCGCAUCUCUAGGAAGGCAGAUAGCUAAAGACUAAAGAAAUGGGUCAUACUGCGCGUGGCUGCAAGGAGGAGCAUGUGAUUCAUGAGCGUGUUGAAGUGAAGUGUGUCAACUGCAGCGCUGUCGGACACCGUGCCCGUGACUGCACUGAGCCUCGCCGCGAUAGAUUCGCUUGCCGUAACUGCGGGUACGACCUUUCUCUGUUCGAAUGCAUGGUUGUGUUGCUGACCGUGUGUAGAUCCUCUGAGCAUAAAGCAGCCGAAUGCCCUAACCCUCGCUCCGCAGAGGGUGUUGAGUGUAAGCGUUGCAAUGAAGUCGGUCAUUUUGCGAAGGAUUGUCCACAGGCCCCUGCCCCGAGAACCUGUCGUAACUGCGGAUCCGAGGAUCACAUUGCACGAGACUGUGAUAAGCCCCGUGACAUUUCAACCGUGACUUGCCGUAACUGUGAUGAGGUUGGCCAUUUCAGCCGCGAUUGUCCGAAGAAGAGGGACUGGUCAAAGGUCAAAUGCAACAAUUGCGGUCAAAUGGGCCACACUGUCAAGCGCUGCCCUAGUGCCGCAGACAAUGAUACCGGUAUGGGCGACAACCCAGGUUUGGAAAAUAAUGGCAAUCAGAACGCGGCCGCAGAUGGCGGGUGGCCUACCGAUAGCAUCGGGAUGGCCGACCAUUCGGAGGCUGUGGCUGCCGAAGAAGGCGGAUGGAAACCAGGUUGGUAGACGUCCAGCGUGCCGGUCAGAGCAUGGCGUGAGUCGGAGUGAUCGUUUGAGACGAUGUCUGAUGUCACCGCACGUGCAUGGAUCGUCCCCGUGUAGUCUGCUCCAGGAUUUCCUCGAGCUUUGUCCAUUCUCGGUCUAAUUCGGUGCGAUUUAUGGAGCAUUGUAGUAACGCUAAAUUCGACCGGCGGGGCCGGGAAGACAAGUCUC